AUGUCUCAAUCUAGCAUUCGUUCUUUCUUUACUGUAACUCCCAAAAAGCCAGUAGAAGUCAAAACAGAAGAACAAAGAAAUAAGUCUUUUGAUAGUGAUGAAGUCUCUCCACCAAGUAAUGGAAAAGAUAAGAUAUCAAAGAGAUCAAGAUCUACAAGUACUGAAGAGGAGAUUAAUAGUAAUUGUGCAUCACCAGAGUUAUCUGAAAAGAAAAAACCUAAGCGCAGGCGCAUUGUUAGUUCUGAAAGUGAGUCAGAUUCAAAAUCAGACCAGGAAAUAAAAUUAGAUAAAACCAGGCAGCCUAAAACUUAUGACUCUCCCAAGUCAAAGAAAAUUAACAAAAUCAAAACUGAAAAGUUAAGUCCAGUAAGUAAAAAAUCCAAAGAAAAAUCAGAAAGUCCUACUGCUAAUAAAGACAGCCCUAAAGUCAAGAAAGAGACUGUUAAGUCACCAAGAAAUAAAAAAGAAGAAGUAAAAUCGCCUCCAGAUAAAAAGAAGAUAGCAUCACUCUUUGGGAAGAAGACUGACCUCAAAGUGGAAGAUAAAGAAAAUAGUAAAGUUGAAAAAGAUAAAACUGCAGAGGUGGAUUACAACCCAGCAAAGCCAAAAUACCAUCCCAUUAAGGACGCAUGUUGGAACAAAGGGCAAGAGGUCCCAUACUUAGCAUUAGCCAAGACGUUGGAGAAUAUUGAAGGCACAUCGGCUAGACUGAAAAUGAUAGAUAUUCUGAGCAAUUACUUACGGUCUGUGAUGCUGCUCACACCUGAGGAUCUGCUGCCCAGCAUCUAUUUGUGCCUGAAUCAGUUGGCACCCGCAUAUCACAGUUUGGAACUUGGUAUGGCUGAGACGUAUAUAAUGAAAGCAAUAGGCCAAUGCACUGGUCGGACGCUAGCCCAAGUAAAAAGUGCAGCACGCACUACCGGAGACCUGGGGCUUGUGGCGGAACAGGCGAGAGCCACACAACGCACGAUGUUCCCUCCACCGCCCUUAACGUUGAGGAAGGUCUUCGCUGCCCUGAAAGAAGUCGCACAAGCCACCGGCCAGGCGUCAGUAAACAAAAAGAUAGGCAAAAUACAAUCGCUGUACGUCGCCUGCCGACACUCCGAAGCACGCUAUUUAAUAAGAUCUCUGGAAGGUAAGUUACGUAUAGGUCUAGCUGAGCAAUCAGUCCUUCAGGCACUCGCUUGCGCAUGCGCUGCGUCGCCUACAGCUGGUCCUCUCGCUGGUACUGUAGACGUCAGUGCGGAUAUGAGUCAGGAGAAAUUUAAGGCGCGCGUAGAUGAAUUCUCACUAAUAAUAAAAACGACAUACUGCGAGUGCCCCAACUACGAUUCAAUAGUAGAUAUAUUACUCAAAUAUGGGGUGGAGGCUUUGCCCCAACACUGCAAGUUGACCCCAGGAGUCCCACUCAAACCUAUGCUGGCGCACCCUUCGAGAGGAGUAGCUGAUCUUUUUACUAGAUUUGAUGGUGAACGAUUCACAUGCGAGUGGAAGUAUGAUGGCGAACGAGCGCAAAUUCAUGUGCCCGGUACCGACUCACCUGAUCUCACUAAGGCGUCCAUCUUUAGUAGGAAUCAGGAGAACAAUACAAGUAAAUACCCGGAUGUCCUGAGUCGUUUGCCCAAACUGCUGAAGGGAUCAGUGCAAAGCUGUGUAUUGGACUGUGAGGCUGUCGCAUAUGACACCGCAAAUAAACAGAUUUUACCCUUCCAGAUCCUGUCAACUCGUAAACGAAAAGAUGCGCAGGCGUCAGAAAUCAAAGUGCAAGUGUGUGUGUUCGUCUUUGACUUGCUUUAUCUGAACGGAUCGCCUCUUGUUCGGGAAUCUUUGGAGAGACGACGGGCUCUUUUGAGGGAAAACUUCAAUGAAAUUGAAGGUGAAUGGGAAUUCGCCCGCGGUCGAGAUUGCAGUAGCCCCGAGGAAGUGGAAGGUGAGCUGGCGGAAGCCUUGCGAGGAAGCUGCGAGGGUCUCAUGGUGAAGGCGUUGGAUGGGGACAAGGCGAGAUAUGAUAUCGCUCGUCGUUCGCAUAAUUGGCUUAAACUUAAAAAAGACUACCUAGAAGGUUGUGGAGACAGCAUAGAUGCAGUGGUGGUAGGUGGAUACCACGGGAAGGGCAAACGAGCAGGACAUUACGGCGGAUUCCUGCUCGCCUGCUACGACCCCGAAAUGGAUGCUUAUCAGACCCUCUGCAAGAUCGGGACCGGAUUUUCUGAUGAAGACCUUCGGACAUUUAGUGAGACAUUACAGACGCAUGUUAUUGAUGCCCCCAAAAGUUAUUAUAGUUAUGAAAACAGUAUGAACCCGGAUGUAUGGUUUGAGGCGGCGUGUGUAUGGGAAGUGCGUUGCGCUGACUUGUCUCUGUCACCUGCGCACAGAGCAGCUCUCGGCUUAGUGGACCGGGAUAAGGGCAUCUCACUUAGGUUUCCCAGGUUCAUCCGUUGUCGUGACGAUAAACGGCCCGAGCAAGCGACGAGUGCACGGCAGGUGGCUGAUAUGUACCUGGCCCAGGAUCAAGUCAAAAACACAGCCGGAAAUAAAACUGCUCAAGAAGACGACUUUUACUAA
Molecule: messenger RNA, 2565 nt
Organism: Pieris macdunnoughi
Lineage: Eukaryota; Metazoa; Arthropoda; Insecta; Lepidoptera; Pieridae
Source: the annotation of a GenBank genome assembly